CAAAAGCGGUGAGGCUGAGGAGCUUCUGUUCAGUCAGCUGCAGACUUCAGACUGCACGGGCUGACUCUAAUAUGCACGAUGCCCUCUCCGAUCCCUGUGACCCGCCUGCUCCCCAAAGACAUCUACCCCUUUCUGGACAUCGGGACCUGCAGCAGCCCACUGACCAAACACUCGCACGGCUCCACCUUACAGGUUCCCGUCCAGCGGCUGCACGGUAGAGUGGCCAGCAGGCUCUGGUCCUCUGUGAUCCACUGGAAGGAGCUGCGGUCCAUGCAGCCAGUGGGCUCCGGGGGAUUCGGCUCCGUCUACAAGGCGGAGUACCUCGGGGACACCGUCGCGCUGAAGAAAGUCAAGAAAUGCACAAAGAACAAGCUGGCGUCCCGACAGAGCUUCUGGGCCGAGCUGAACGCGGCACACCUGCGCCACAGAAACGUCGUGCGCGUCAUCGCGGCCACCACCUGCGUCCCGGCGGAUUUUGGAGAUGAGAGCAGCAUCGGGACGAUCCUGAUGGAGUUUGUUGGGAGCAGGAAUCUGCAACAGAUCAUCUACGGCUGUGAAGAGCUGGGGGAGGACCGCUGGCUCAGGUACUCCACGGACAUCGCGCAAGGCCUGCGGUUCCUUCACUCGCACAGCGUUGUGCAUCUGGACAUAAAGCCAGCCAACGUGCUGGUGUCCAAUGAAGACGUCUGCAAAAUCGUUGAUUUCGGCUGCUCUCUCAAACUGGACCGUGGGUGUGAGACGAGCACCAUCGCCCCCCACCUGAGCCACAUGGGCGGUACGUACACGCACAGGGCCCCUGAGCUGCUUAAGGGCGAGGAGGUGUCUCCUAAAGCGGACAUCUUCUCCUUCGGGAUCACCCUGUGGCAGCUGAUCACCAGAGAGCAGCCCUACACUGGCGACAGGCAAUACGUGGUCUAUGCGAUGGUGGCGUACAAUCUGCGGCCGUCUGUGCAGGACUACCCGGUGUUCCGCUCGGAGCAGGGGCGACUGUGUAGCACUCUGUUGAGCCGGUGCUGGAGCGGAGAGGCCACAUGCAGACCCAGUGCUCAAGAGCUGCUGCCAUACCUGGAGCAGGUGCGCUCCCAGAUAUGACUCGAUUUUUACCGCUGGUGCACAUGCACCGGCUGCUGAGGGUUCGAUUCAGUGGGACGGUUUUAGAAACGUUUUAGUAGUUUUUCAGGACCAAGCAGUGGACCCACCUUUACGCCGAAUCCCAUUGGGGAAAAAGUGUGGAAUUAAGUGCCUACUUGUUUAUCUGCCUCAGUAAAUAUUGUGAGAUGACAUGCACAUUGCACAGUGUCGUUUUAGCCGCCACUGAUUUAAAACACAGCAGACAUUUUGUUCCAUCGCAAAUUCCACCUUAAUGCAUUUUUGGUUGCAAUUGUGAAAUGUAUUGUACAGUUCAUUUUAAGUAUUUCUAUGAAAUCAACUGCUGCACUUUGUUCCAAUGUGGUUAGUGUGUUGAGAGAAGGCAGAUCUCUUUAUGAAGAAAAAUAACUUUCUUGGAUUGAGAUGCCACUUGGCCCAUUAGUUCAAUAAACUACAUUUUACAUUCAGAGGUUAAAGUUUACAGUUUGCCAGCACCUCAUCUCACAAACUGUAUAUAAAGUGUGUGUAUAGUUACUGUGAAAGUUCUGACUUUGUUUUAUAUCUGUUUAUUUCUUAAGUUUUGGAAUCAGAUGUGCUGUGGAUUGACUUUUAUUUGCCACAAUGAUUGUACUGAGAUUUAAG
Messenger RNA from Paralichthys olivaceus (Japanese flounder), 1731 nucleotides. RefSeq names its product v-mos Moloney murine sarcoma viral oncogene homolog (gene mos). Gene Ontology annotation, biological process: signal transduction; positive regulation of MAPK cascade; negative regulation of metaphase/anaphase transition of meiotic cell cycle. Gene Ontology annotation, cellular component: cytoplasm. The record is from RefSeq and is a predicted model, not a curated record. NCBI's taxonomy places the organism in Eukaryota, Metazoa, Chordata, Actinopteri, Pleuronectiformes, Paralichthyidae. Gene Ontology annotation, molecular function: protein kinase activity; ATP binding.